Papilio machaon (common yellow swallowtail) is the source of this 2823-nucleotide messenger RNA. RefSeq lists its product as uncharacterized. The coding region runs from base 269 to 2302 and encodes 677 amino acids. The transcript is spliced from 3 exons. The record is from RefSeq and is a predicted model, not a curated record. NCBI's taxonomy places the organism in Eukaryota, Metazoa, Arthropoda, Insecta, Lepidoptera, Papilionidae.
GAACGGACGCAGGCCUUUGCCUGCGCGCGCAUCGCACCGCCAUCUUGCUCUUUGAAUUACGCGCCUUUCGCGCGCCAACAAUAAUUUGUGCAAUAUUGUUUGUCAUAAAGUUUAGUGCAAUUGAACUACAUUGUUUCAUUGAUAAAAUGUGCUAAUUUAAUGAAUGUAGCUUUUUAUUUAUAGUGCUUGUGUUGUGUUUUGUUUGGAAACAUUUUUAGUGAAUGCGUAAAAAGGAGAUAAGAAGGAUAUUUUGUUUGUGAAGUAAGUAAUGCGGCGCGCGGGCAGCGGCCCCGCCAGCCCCGCACCGCUCGAUCCCGCGCCCGCUCUUGUGCCCGCGCCGCACAGAACGUCAGAAAAUAAAGAAUUACUCCGACAACAGUUGCUGUCGGCGAGCAAGGAGCGCGCCGAUAGGCAAGAGUGCGCCAAACCCAAACACUCGCGUAGCCGACAGAAGAACAGAUGGAAACUCAAGUUCCACCACCAGGCGUUGCCGCAGGAGUACCUCGACCACUAUGAGCAGAGCCUGCAGAGGGCCAGCGCCAAGCAGCAAAGGAAGCCACCCGAAAAGCCAAAGGUUGAGCCUAACAUUGAAAUUAACAACUUUACUAACGAAACUUUCAAGAUUUGGGCGCAGCGCCUCGCAGAAAUUCAAAACGAGACCGGAUCUCCGCCCGCCCGGCAGAUGCCCUCCGUCCUCAGCAUGGCGGCCAAGCCCAAACACGAGGACAAGAAGAAGAAGAACCCAGCCAUCGCCCCGAGCAAGAUCAUGACGUACGAGGACUUGCCUUACAUGGGCGAAAUGACACUCAACAAUUCUAAGCCGAGGCGCGGCAGGAAACCGAAGAAGGCCGACAUCUGCCACCUCAUAUACGAAAACUACGGCACCGUGGUGCCAGGACAACCGCCACCGCAGGAGCGCCCGACCUCGCUCACCGCGAGCCCCGCCCUCCGCGGCGCGGAGCCCUCGUCGACCACAUCGAAAACGGACCUCCAGAACAAGAUCAUCUCGAACCUCCUGGAACGUAAGUUAUCGCAAGAAAACAGAAGGAGACUCGAAACUCAGUCGCCCCCGAGGUUCUGCAGUCCAGACGAGCCGAUGCCGGAGGCGCCGCGCACCGCCGCCGGGCCUCUGCACAGCGACGACGAGCCUCUCAACCUCUGCAUCCGGGAUCUGCACGACCUCAAGAUACAGAUACAGAAGAAAUUCGGAAACAUUUACUCGUCGCUGCCCGAAGUGAAGGUCGAGGCCGACGCCGACGCGUGCGAGCGGGACGACCUCAAGACCGAGCAGCCCAACGCCAUCUCCGUCAUCCAGAGGAACACAAACGUCGCGCCGACGACGGCCAGCAGCUCGCCGGACCUGUCGCGGCAGGCGAGGGUCGCGUCACCCGCACUCUCGGAGCCGGCGCAGAGCACGCCCGGAGCCGACGGGGACGACAAGUUCCCCGGCUACGUGUACUGGCCCAACGCCGGCGUGUACAUGCACCCGCUGGCUCUGCACACGCAGCUGAUGUACUACCAGAGGCUGGCCGCCGGAGCACCGCACGCCCCGGACGAGCCGCUCUCCAGCUGCAGCGAGGGCGCCGCCACCGAACCCAGCUCACCCGACGGAAACAAGAAGCUCGUGCUCAAGCAGAUAUCCGAGCUGCUGGAUCCUAAAGUUAUAAAACGUGCGGAGGAAGCCAAGAGUCCCGAUGCCAUAAAAGCGAAAAGGGCGUCACCGAAUCCCGGCCGGGGGCCGGUGAAGCGGAAGAGGUCGGCCAUCUUCAUCCCGCCCAUCCCCACGAGGACUUCCACCGCGCCCACCGCGGAGGUCAGCAUAUGCAAGUUCAAGUUCACCGGCGGCUCCAAGCCAUCGCUGCAGGAGAAGAAGAUGCUGUCGGUGGACUCCGGCGGCAACUUCCGCUACUACAGCGGCACCGGCGGCAAGGGCGCCCGGGGCUGCGCUCCCCCGAGCGAGCCGCCGCCGGAGCCCGCGCCGCCCGUCGAGCCGGACGCCCCGGCCGCCGCCUCCCUGAGUAAAGACGACCUCCAGAAGAAGAAGAGAAAGUCUCGGAAGACUCUGCAGAGAGAAAAACUCGAGCAGACGUUUAAGGAGAAGGGUUUCUUGAUCCAGACGCAGCAGCUGCAGUCGGCGGAGGGCGCCACCUACUGCAAGUUCCGGCAGCUGCGCAAGUUCACGCGGUACCUGUUCCGCAGCUGGAAGGACUACCUGCCCGGGGAGCUGGACGACCGCCCGACCCAGGACACGCCCGCCACCCCCCCUACCCCACUACCGCACGGCCUCGCCGAGUGGGGGUGAGGGACAUCACAAACAUUAUGUUAUAUUUGGAGGGAUUGUGUACGUAUACAGAACCCGGAGGUCACAGAGUGCAUUUAUAGCAUAGACAGAGACAGAGAAAGUUGUAAUGUACUUGUAGAUAUCGUCGUCCGUCCAUUUGUGUGUCAUAUUUACAUAUAUAUAGUGUGUUUGUGUGAAUGUAGCGAGGAUGCGACGAGUGGAUCUUACUUACAAUGAUCAAGGCGAGGUUAAGUUCAAGUUAUCUAAAUUGAAUAAAGUAAAUACAUUGAAAAGUAAUAUUAACUGACAACACAACUGACUUAUAAGAAAAUAUGGUUGGAUCGUCUUCUGGUUUGUGACUUUUAUAUUAUAGUAAGUAUAUAUAAUUUUUGUUGAUUUUUUUUUACAAUUCAAGAUACAAGAAGUAUCUCUAUAUACUGGUGUUAGAUAACGUAUAAUUUCUAUUGAUACAAAUGAGAUUUUUCAAAUGUUGAUGAACAAUUACAAAUAUCACAAAGGUGACAAUGACAGUAGUGAGAUGU